AUGGCAACGUCUUCGUCCACGUCUAUCUCAAAAGACACGCCCUUACGGAAGAGGAUGCGUGUAUUGGAACGGGCACAGUCGCUCACCAGCCUGAACAAGUUGGAUGGCAAACCUUUGGACAUAAAUCUCAAGCACAACGAUACUGCGGAAGAUGUACCACACAUAUCCUACACUGAUUAUGAAACUAUAUCCAGCUCAAGCGAUGACGAAGGCGGGGCUGAAAAUCGAGAGGAAGCGUCAAAUACAAGCAGAACGGAGCAUGCUAAACCCCAGAGGCCCACAUUGGACACCAAGGGCGCAUACCACUAUUCUCGCAAUAGGUCAGAGAGAUCAGAGAGUAGCCCAAUGUCACCGAAAUCACGGGCAUGGUACGAGUUCGACCUAGCAGUGGUCGUUGCGUUAGUCUCGCCAAUUGGGAACUGGCUUACUGGCGGGGACCAUGUCAAGAAUCUUCUCCUUAUAGUUUUACUCAUUUUCUAUCUGCACCAAGUAAUCGAAGUACCAUGGAGAUUGUACCACAAAUGUCGGCCCCAUAGACGAGCGGAGCACAUCCCACCGUCAGGCGCGCUUGCAGAUUCAACGUCGAAAGAGGCACAAUACGCCCAACUCGCAGCCUCCGAGCUCCAGAAAUUCGAAUUUCUUUUCCUCUUCCUCACAUUUCUCUCUCCGUUUCUUGGAGCCGCGCUUCUUCGCUAUGCAACCGAUGCUAUACUGGGUCCAGACGCGGUCUCGUGGUUCAGCACCGGCUUAUUCGUCCUCGCUACCGGCAUGCGACCAUGGAUACAUCUCGUCGAAAGGCUGAACGAACGCACCGAUGAGCUGCAUGAUUUUGUCCAUUAUCCAUCCCCUUCUCAUUCUUCUUCUGAAGAACGACAAAAACUUCUCGAAGACCGCGUCGCCCAGUUAGAGAAAUCGCUUCUUAAAAUGAAGACCAAGGUUAACCAUGCCACGGAAGAUGUAUACGACUACGUUGACGAUGCCGUUGACGCUGUUGAGCAUGCUAUCCGGAAACAGGACCGACGAUGGGAUAAAUUUGAAGGCAAGAUUAAAGACGUUGAACGGGUCGUCGUUCAGUUAUCUUCAAAAGCUUCGGCGCAGCCAAAUCUCUUAUCCAAAACGAUUUCAAUCGAUCUGUGCAACAUGAAAGCAUAUACUCGAUAUUUACUCGCGAAGCUGGUGCCCGACUGGAUUAUACAUCCUCAAAAGAUGAUAUAUUCGUCUUACCCUGAGGAUCCGACGGCCAACAUUAUGCUCACCAAGAAAGUGAAAAAGCGCUCAAUAUCUGGAUCAUCGUCUCCCUCCCCUUGCGUUACCCCUUUGGAGACCAUUGUCGAGGAGAGCGCUGAAUAUGUCGAAGAUCCCGUAGCUCGCAGCUCUCUCCUCGCCAGACCUUCCUAUAUCACAUCGGCACUGAUUUAUCGCACCGGCUACAUAAUGACUGCGCCUCUACGCGCUGUUCUAAGGAUGAUCUUGAGAAAAUAUUGA
Messenger RNA from Psilocybe cubensis, 1485 nucleotides. RefSeq lists its product as uncharacterized. The coding region runs from base 1 to 1485 and encodes 494 amino acids. NCBI's taxonomy places the organism in Eukaryota, Fungi, Basidiomycota, Agaricomycetes, Agaricales, Agrocybaceae. The record is from RefSeq and is a predicted model, not a curated record. The transcript is spliced from 2 exons.